Molecule: messenger RNA, 408 nt
Organism: Aureococcus anophagefferens
Lineage: Eukaryota; Pelagophyceae; Pelagomonadales; Pelagomonadaceae
Exons: 1
Cellular component (GO): mitochondrial outer membrane
Source: RefSeq, a predicted model, not a curated record
CUCGGCGGCGUCCUCGGCACGCCCUUCGUCGUCGCGGCGACCAAGACGUGGUACGGCGACGGCACGCUGAACCUGCCGUCCUGGACGCCGCCCAAGGGCAUCUUCGCGCCCGUCUGGACGACGCUCUACGCGACCAUCGGCUUCGCGGCCUACAAGGCCGCGGCCGCGAACGCCUUGCCGAAGCUCGCCGUCGCGCACUACGUCGGCAACCUCCUCUGGGCGCCGCUCUUCUUCAAACUCAAGCAGUUCAAGGCGGCGCUGGGCCUCAACGUCGCCCUCGUCGCGUCGCUCGUCGCCGUGCUGCCGGCCUUCGGCGCCGUCGGCGCGAAGGCGCUCCUGCUGCCCUACCUCGCCUGGCUCGUCUUCGCGACGGUCCUCAACGCGGAGAUCGUCCGGCUGAACCCGAAG